UUGCCAAAUAAAAACAACGAGGGCAGAAUGGUCAAAAAAAGUGUAAAAAAAUUUUGAAUGAAUGAAUCUGACGCAUAAAUAAUGUGAAGUUUCAUCUCUAUCUUAUUCACUUUCUUGCCUUAUUUUCCCCCUCAUGGACACGUUCGUGGACGGAGAACGGCCAUAUUUACCGGCUGCCACGGCAGUUUCUCUUCCGCAGAGAAGAAGCGAUUCCCAUCCCGGGGAAGAAAGAACUCAUCCCGCCACCGGCGAACGGCGGUUACCCUGGCCCGGGCCCCACAUUAUUCCUCCUUCCCCUUUCCCUUCUCUUACAGACAAUUAAUACAUUUCCAAAAGCUUAACACCUGCACGCUCUAUAAAACCCCCACGCUCCCUCUCAGUUACGCAUACAGACAAAAACAUUUCUCAGGCUCACUCUCUUCUGCCCUAGCCAGCGAGUCGGUGACUCAGCCACCGAGUUUAGAGAUCGCGGCAGCGAUCGAGAGAGAGAGAGCCCCGCCGGCCACUGCUAUUCUGAUCACCAUCUGGUAUAUCCGAUCAUCACCCAUUUCGUGAUUCUCGCAUCUCGAUCUCUUUUCCCUGAGCAAGCAGAAAAAUGGCACCGGCGGCCGCUGCCCCAUCACUCCUCCUCCGCCAACCACGCGACGAGCCGCCGUCCGACGACGACUCCGACUCCGACUCCCUGAUCGCCCCACUGGGCCGAGACCUAUCCAUCAGCUGCCUCGUCCGCUGUCGGCGAGCCGACCACGACAAGGUCGCCGCCCUGAACAAGUCCUUCCGCUCGUUGAUCCGCGGCGGCGAGCUCUACCGGCAGCGGCGGAUCGCUGGAAUCGCGGAGCCCUGGGUGUACAUGUCCUGCAACCUCAUGCGGUGGGAGGCCUUCGAUCCGGCCACCCGCCGGUGGUUCAACGUCCCCAAGAUGCCGGCCGACCCCGUCUUCAUGCACUCCGACAAGGAAUCCCUCGCCGUCGGGACGGAGCUGUUGGUCGUCGGCCGGGAAAUGGAGGACAUGGCUAUUUACAAGUACAGGCUUGACACCAACCAAUGGACCACCGAUAAUCCACCGAUGAACACCCGGCGGUGCCUAUUCGCCUCGGCCAGCGCUGGCUCCCUCGCCUACGUCGCCGGUGGCGUCACCAUCAAGGGCGAGAUCCUCACCUCCGCGGAGCUCUACAACUCAGACACCGCCACGUGGACACCGCUCCCCGGCGGCGGGCUGAAGACCCCGCGGAAGAAGUGCUGCGGGGUGAUGAUGGACGGCAAGUUCCACGUCAUGGGCGGGUACGGCCCGGACAGGGUCCCCCUGACGUCAGCCGAGGUGUACGACCCGAGGACCAUGACGUGGGAGGUGGUCCCGGACAUGUGCCCGCCGUCGUGCGGGCCGUACGGCUGCCCGCCGCUGUGCGCGGUGGUGGGUGACGAGCUGUACGCGGCGGAGGUGGCGGACAAGAAGAAGAUGGAGCUGUGGAGGUACGUGAAGGGGAGGAACGCGUGGGUGAGCGUCGGGAAGCUGCCGGCGACGGUGGCGUGUACGGGCGGGUGGGGGAUGGCGUUUAAGGGUGUUGGGGAGAGGCUGGUGGUGAUCGGCGGGCCGAGAGGAGGGAUUGGGGUUGUGGAGAUACACUCGUGGGUUCCGCCGCCGGCGGUGGCGGAGGAGGGGGGUUGUGGUGGUGGGAGUGCGGUGCCGCCGCGGUGGGAGGUGAUUGCCGGGAGACAGGCAGGGACGUUUGUGUACAAUUGUGCUAUCAUGAGCUGCUGA
Linum tenue is the source of this 1759-nucleotide messenger RNA. The record is from the annotation of a GenBank genome assembly. NCBI's taxonomy places the organism in Eukaryota, Viridiplantae, Streptophyta, Magnoliopsida, Malpighiales, Linaceae.